AUGGCGACCCGUAGGGCGACUCGCCUGGACGACAUCGCCUCAAUGAGUAGUUGUCGAUCAGAUCCCGUUGAUUCCUUUAAAUCUCAGCAAGAGCAGCGAUUGGACGACGAGGAGGAAGCCAUUCGCCUCCUUACGCGAUUGGAACGGAGUCUAGAAGCGGCUGCUGACGUGGCAGCCGUUGAAACAGCGGUCGCCGCUUUGCUGGCACCAAACGUACGCGCUGGAGCGUCGGCUGUAGCAUCGGCUGUAGUGGAUCGUGCGAGCAACGCGAUUGACGGAAUCGGAUAUGAAGCGUUCUCCACGGGCGGGAGAGACCCCGCCGUGACAGAAGCGAGGGCACCGAUAUUGUCACCUCUACGCGUGCUACUAUCGGACCACCUCGCGGCGCUCUCGCAGCUGCUCCUGUUCCCCCCCUCGUUUCCUCUCCCUCUCACUGCAUCCGCAUCACUUUUCCAUUCCCCCCCGCUUCCCCCCCCCUCCCCUUCCCCCUCCCCUCCUUCCCCUCCCCCUCCCCUUCCCCCUUUCCUCCCAUGUCCCCUCCUUCUUCCAGGAGCGGCGCCAGUGCUUCCCCCUUCCGCCCGCCGCGCCCUGCUCGACCCGCUCUUCCUCUCCGCCCCUCUCCCCCCCGCGCUAGACGCCCUCCUCCCCCUCCUCUCCGCCUCCGCCUCCCCCUCCGCCUACGCUGCUUCCACGGACGUGGAGUUGCUUGGGGGGGAAGAUGGGGGGAGAGAAUUGUGGGGAAAAGAUGCGGAGGGGAGUGAGGGAAAGGAUGUUAGCAUCAGUGGCGGUGCUUCUACCUCUGAUGGUGGUGGUGGAGGGGUGUGUGGGAGGGUGGCGCAGGCGAAAAGGAGCAGCGUUGCACGCAAGGAGGCUGAGAGGCUACUCCUCCUCACAAUCUUUGGCUCGCCUGACGGCCCCACAGCGCAAGCAGUCCGGCCAGGCGGGUUAGAGGGCACGCCUGCAUCUUCUACCCCUGACACGUGUCCAAAUGUUACUGGAGCAGGGAUCAUGCAGGCGUCACCGCAUGCUCCUUCUUCCCUGCGUGCCCCGUACGUGUGCUCUCCUUCCUACCCUCUUCCUCACUGCCCCGCGUGCCCCAUACGUGUGCUCCCCUUCCUACCCUCUUCCUCACUGCCCCGCGUGCCCCGUACGUGUGCUCCCCUUCCUACCCUCUUCCUCACUGCCCCGCGUGCCCCGCACGUGUGCUCCCCUUCCUACCCUCUUCCUCACUGCCCCGCGUGCCCCCACCCACGCUUUCUCUCUGUCUGCUCCUCAUCUCCCUCGCUUCUCAAUGCACUUGCUCUCCCUGUUGACGCGCCUCAAAAGCAGUCGCCCACACAUGCACCACCCGCAAAGGUUCACCACUUGUCCAUUGUGUUUGCCAGCGUGACUCACUUCGUCGCGUCUCUCAUCCGCCGAUCUCUCACCACCACUGCCACCAUCGCUGCUUCUCGCUCCUCCUCCUCACCACCUCCCGUCUCGCCCCCCUCCCAACCAACAAGCGUCUCCCCAGAGGCGUUCCAACGGUGGCACGUGAAAGAAGAGUGUUUUUGUGACGUCUCAAAAUCACUCUUCCCUUCUCUUCCCUUCUCUUUCCUUCUCUUCCCUUCUCUUCCCUUCUCUUUCCUUCUCUUCCCUUCUCUUCCCUUCUCUUCCUGUCUCUUUCCUUCUCUUUCCUUCUCUUUCCUUCUCUUCCCUUCUCUUCCCUUCUCUUUCCUUCUCUUCCCUUCUCUUCCCUUCUCUUUCCUUCCUUCUCUUCCCUUCUCUUCCCUUCUCUUCCCUUAUCUUUCCUUCCUUCUCUUCUCUUCUCUUCUCUUCUCUUCUCUUCCCUUCUAUUCCCUUCUCCCUCUCUGCUUGCCUUAUUGCACCCCUCCGGCAGCAACGGUGGCAUCCGAGCUCAUCCACACAGUCAUCCGACAGCUGGCACACGCCAUGUUCCUGUUCACGUCUCACCUCCUCACUUGCUCCCCUCUUCCCCUCCCCUGCCUGCCUUGGAUUGUCACCCUUCUCUCUUCCUCCUCCUCGUCACCCUCUGCUGACGAUUCCGCUGCACUCGAGCCAAUGGGGCUGUGCCACGUGGCACUAGAGCAUGUGCUGCGCCUGUGGAGCUCAGCGGCUAUCGUCCAAUCAGCAUCCAUGGAGAAGCAGAUCUAUGUGACAGCAGCAGCAGGAUUCCUCCUCUCCCUCCCUCGCCACUCACAAGCAGCACCGUCUGCAUCCUCCGCACGUCACUCCCACCCGCCCCUUCGCCUACACCCAUCGCAGCUCACGUUGCUUCUCAAGGGCGUAUCCAAGUUUGCAUACGAGCGAGGGGUAGGCGAUGAGGAGGAGGGGAAAAGUGGAGGGAGAGGAAGUGGGGGGAGUGCAGCUGCUGCUGUUGAGUUGACUAAAGAGGAGGCCAUUGCUGCUGCUCUUGAUUUUGCACGUGGAUGGGACAUUGGGGGGGUGGUGGGGCAGGAGUGUCAGGAGGAGAAAAAGGGAGGGGAAGGGGCGAAGGAGGCUGGUAGAGAUGGUAGGGGAGGCGAGAAUAGGGAAGUGGAGGAGGUAAAAAGAGAGGGGGAGCUGGAUGAGGAGGAUGAAGAGAGUGAGGAAGGGAGUGAGGAAGGGAGAGAGGAGGAGAGUGAGGAAGAGUGGAGUGAGGAGGACUGGGAUGAGGAGGAAGAGGAGAGUGAUGAGGAGUCAGACGAGGACGAGGAGGAUGAGAGGAGUGCGGGCAUGGGCAUGGGAGUGGGCAUGGGAGUGGGCAUGGGAGUGGGUGUGGGCAUGAGUGGGGAGGGGGGUGGAAUGGCGGCACCCAUGCAGCUGCGCUACAGUGCGGCAGACCUGAGGAAGGCAGAUGACGUCAGUGCGAUGGAGCAAGCGCUUCUGUCCCUUGAACCAAUGAUCCGCUGCCAACCGGACGAGCUGGAUGACGUGGCAGCUGAGCUGGCACGCUCCCUUAUCCACAUGCAAUGCCAGUUCCUCCUGAAAGGGGAAGAUGGGGAGGGGGAGGCAGGGGACGAGGGAGAGGAGGAGAUUGGGAGUGGGAGUGAGGAGGGGGGAGAAGGGGAGGUAGCGGAGUGUGAGGUAGAAGAGUGGAGCUCUUUCGGUAAUAAGAAGGGCAGAGGAGAAGAAAGAGGGGCAAAGCAACGGAAGGGAGGCAGCAUGCAAGGCGGAGGGGAAAGGGAAGGAGGGCAGAGAGCAAUGGGAGCGGAGGAGAGGCGGAGAGCAGCGCUGGUGGCUCUGGUUGUCUUUUCCCCGGUGGCAUCUCUCGAGGUGCUUCUGGGGGAGGUGUUUUCUGCCCACGUGGACCUGAGUCAGCGCCUUCUCAUCCUGGACGUCCUCGAAGCGGCUGCUAUUGAACUCGCCUCCUACUCCUCCUCCGCCUCCCCUUCCUCCUCUUCUUCUUCUGCUGCUGCCACACUCGCUCAACCACUCUCUUCCUCCUCGCUUUCCUCCUCUCGUUCACACACUCCCUUGAUAGUGGAGAUUCACACUGGGCCGACACCUUGGGAUCAUCCCGCACACUCCCUCUCCCCUUCCCCUCCCGGUGCUGGUAAAUGGGUUCAGCUGCCCGGGAUUAUGCCGGGAGAUCUCGGGCAGCCCGAGAUGGCGAAGGCAAUCUUAGCAGCAGCAGAUUUAGGAGGGUUCGGUCUGACUGGGCUCGCGGGCAGCUGGACAAAAAGUUUCACAAGAGACCUGCCCCGGCGCCCUGGUGACCGCAUCCUCGGGCAGGAGAAACGAACCUCUAAAACAAUCGAAUCUGCAAGAGAGAAGCUUCAAGGAAGCAGCGGUCAGAACCAGCAGCUGCACAGUCAGCGCGAUGUGUCCACGUGUACCCCUCCACGCGUGCGAUUUGCUGACGUGGCGGCGGGGUUCAUGCUGCCGCUGAUGCGAGCGUACGACAGGCAGAGCCACGGGGUGGACUGGGUGGGGAGGGACUUUGUUGUUCUCGCGCGCGUGCUGCUGCUUCUCGGGAAGUGCCUGCGCCUCCUCGCCCCUUCACCUGCUCUGCUCCCCCUCGCCGCUGCUCUUCUCGAAUUCCUCAACGCAAGGCAGAGCCAUGGGGUGGACUGUGUGGGGCGGGACUUUGUGGUUCUCGCGCGCGUGCUGCUGCUGCUGGGGAAGUGCCUCCGCCUGCUCGUUCCUUCACCCGCACUCUUCCCCCUUGCGGCUGCACUGUUAGAAUUCAUCAACGCCAGUCCCAUCGCCCAGCAUCCAGAGCCCUACGUGCAGCGCUGUGCCAUCUUCGCUGCAGCCUCACUGCUCCUCUCGCUGCCCCCUGCUGCCGUCGCAGCCCAAGGGCUUCUCCUUUCCUCCGCCGCUGCCUCUGCUUCUGUUUCUUCUGGAGCUACCACAACCAUUGGCUUUGGCGCUAUUGCUGCUGUUGCUGCUGGUCCUGGGGGUGGUGGUGCUGGGGGUGCGGGCGUGGGGUUGUCAGGGAUGCUGCGGGUGAUGGCAGUGUGGUUGGGGAGACUGGCGGAGGAGAGUGGUGACGAGCAGACCAAAGGGAUGGCCUUUGGGUGCCUCCAGCUGUACGACGAUUUCGCCAGGGCGUGCCUGCAAGCAGUGCUUGGCAGUACGGUACCCCCACUUGACAGUGCACCGUUUGAGGCGCCUCAAAAACCGCCUCACAUUUCCCUGCCCUCACACCUACUCCUGCUGCUCUCACACCUCCUCGGGCUGCCCUCACAUCCGCCUGCUGUUGUUUCUUGA
This is a messenger RNA of Closterium sp. NIES-65, 4695 nucleotides long. The record is from the annotation of a GenBank genome assembly. NCBI's taxonomy places the organism in Eukaryota, Viridiplantae, Streptophyta, Zygnematophyceae, Desmidiales, Closteriaceae.